AUAAUGUAAGAGCGUGACGCUUUGUUUAUGUGACACAGACUUUCUAGGAAGCGGAAAGCUUUUGUUUUGCUACACUACCAAACAAACAGUUUUAAAAAGUGGCGACGGAGUGAAGUUUCAACUUUUAAGGACACUUUUAAAAAAGUUUGCUGUGCAGCGAUGCUGAGAGCUUUGUUGUUGGUUUCUCUUGCCUUCAUUCCUUUGGCUGCGGGGUGGCCGACAGGAGCACCGAGUAAAGCAUGCGAAGCCAUGCUUCCCAAACACGGCAAUAACAGACCUCAACCAGCUCACCUUUCUCCUUACUCUUUCAUUCAGUCGACAGAUUCUUACAGACCAGGUGACCAAGUAAUAGUGUAUGUCCAGGCUCCAGCAGGUACUCCCUUCAAGGGUAUGAUGGUACAAGCUUAUGACCCAAGAACAAAUAAUACCAUUGGGGAAUUUUUAGAAGGUGUGGGUUUGAAGAAAAUAUUUGAAUGUGCAAGUAUGUCUCACAGUGAUAACAGAGACAAGAAAUCAGCUACACUUGUGUGGGUUGCUCCUCAGGAUUCUGGAAAUGUUCGAUUUAGAGCAACCAUUGUUCAGCAGUUCAACACAUUUUACCAUGGACUGUCUGCUGCCCUACAGAAGGUCUGAGAAAAUAAUUUGUACAUCAGAAAUGUGGAUGGUAGUCGUACAACCUUGAUACAUCCUGUUGCCACAUGAUCCAUAUAAAUAUCACAUUUUACUUUCAUCCAAAUGCAUCUAUCUCACUAUAAUUUACUUUUAAUACCGAAUUUGCGUGGAAGCCAUUCCUGUGCGACGAAUUACAAACUUAAGCUGGGAAAACAAUAAGAUUUAAUGAUGCUUCAUGAAUAAAAGCUAUAAAAUUAAAUAGAAAGGAACAUUUAAAAUGAUUCAACUGAUAAGAAAGGUUGUGAUGCAAAAUGACAUAAUUUAGGUACAGAAAAAGAUUUUCAUCUGUUGUUUUAAUUCCAUGGAAUUGUGUUACCACAUGAAUGUAAACAAGUACUUAGCACAGAAUACGCAGAAUUUUAUCAAUAAUUAAAACACAAGACUAAUGUUCUAACAAGCAUAUAAAAAUAUGCUUAUAAAGCAUAUAUGAACCGCAUAUAAUAAAUUAACGAACUUAAUAUUUUAGUUUUUCUCACCCACUCACAUUUCUAUCUAAAGAGAUUUACUAUUUUCCAUUUUGAUUAAUUUCUUCUAUUUAAUAAAGCGAUGCACAAUAUUUUAAUAUCUGAAAAUCAGUCUGCAUCCUAGUACUAAAAUAUUUUUUCUGAAAUGGUAUUUUUACAGAAGUCCAUUACAUUUUUUGUAAGAAUAAUGGACUGAAUCUUGCAUAAUUUUAGCAAAUAAUAAGCUUCAAAACAUUUCUUUACCUUUGAAAAUUCGUUUAUUUAAGGAUUAUUCUAUUAUUAUUAACAUUCACACAUCAGCAAUGCAUUUCUCUAUGCAUCCAUAAAACGGUAAUUCAUAUACAUAAUUUUAUUUCAAGCAGUGAUGUCAACACAGUGUACUGAAACUUUUUUACUUUUGAAGAAAAUUUCUUUUAGACUAUAUAUAUUACACAUGCGCUCAGAAAAUAUUUACUGCAGACUACAUACUACUUUAAACAGAUAAUUCCUUCAAGACAGGUGUGAAAACUUCUAGCUAAAAUAGAACUUUUUUUUUUAUUUAUAAAACAGUGUGAAUCAUACUUUAAAAUUAUAUUGAAUUCAAUUAUGAAUUUAUCUGUUAUACAUUUUUACCUCUACCAACCAUGUACUUAUUUACAGAAUAUUAUACAAAUGUAUUUUGUUGAUAAUUUUUACAAUUAUACAAAAGCUUUACAUAUUUGACUUGCUUUGAAUAAAAAAUGUAGAAAAAUGUU
Messenger RNA from Stegodyphus dumicola, 1870 nucleotides. Its product is annotated as putative defense protein 3. The record is from RefSeq and is a predicted model, not a curated record. NCBI's taxonomy places the organism in Eukaryota, Metazoa, Arthropoda, Arachnida, Araneae, Eresidae. Gene Ontology annotation, cellular component: membrane.